Trypanosoma grayi is the source of this 1116-nucleotide messenger RNA. RefSeq lists its product as hypothetical. The record is from RefSeq and is a predicted model, not a curated record. Bases 1 to 1116 code for a protein of 371 amino acids. Gene Ontology annotation, molecular function: lipid binding. The transcript has a single exon. Lineage: Eukaryota; Euglenozoa; Kinetoplastea; Trypanosomatida; Trypanosomatidae.
AUGUUGAGCGACGUGGUGUACGCUGAGUCGUGCGGUCAGAAGUACAAGCUGCAGGUGCUUUCCGACUUCCGCACCUUUAAGGAGUUUGCGCUGUCAACGGACGCCUGGACGACGUACUACUCCGAUGCGGUUAUCAAAGUGGAGUCAAAGCCGCCAACUGUAGGGGCAUCGGGGCUCAACAUUGUCCGUGUUCGUCGUGAGAUGAAAGGCAUUCCGUGUGAGGAUCUCUACGACAACUUGCACGACGCCAAGUACCGUGAGAGCUGGGAUGAAAACAUGAUUGAGGGGUACAACAUUGUAAAGCUGAAUCCACACAACGAUAUUGGGUACUACUCAGCGAAGUUUCCAUGGCCGCUUAAGAAUCGAGACUUUUGUAAUAUGCGCUCUUGGAUGGAGUUCACGAACGGAGAAUACAUAAUCUUCAACCACUCCGUCACACACCUGGAGUGCCCAGAAAAAAAGAGCUUUAUUCGGGCUAAAUCUAUCCUCACCGGAUACCUGAUUCAGCCGCUGGGUACUGACGGAUGUGUGCUGACCUACAUCACGCAUAGUGACCCAUGUGGGUCUAUUCCACACGCGGUUAUCAACUUUACCGUCACACGGCUCGUGCCAAAGGUGAUGAAUCAAUGUGAGAAAUGCUCCAAAGACUAUCCAGCGUUUGUAACGAAGAAUCACACCGUACCGCGUGACCAGUUACCGUGGCGCACAACAAAAAUGAACUGGAAUAGUACGUUCAACUUCCCCAGUGAAGAGCUGGCCGCCAGUGCUGCUGCUGCUGCUGAAGAACUAGCCCUAAACCAAGAAGAAGGCCAGACGAUGGACGAUAAAGGACAUGAAAAUAAUGGUCGAGGGGCAUCUCUUCCGAAUGGAACACCACCACAGGCGGCCAUCACAACGUCUGCUCCUAGAAUGACUGAAUCCUUUUCGCUUGUGCCGGUAGCACCCAAUCGUAGAGAUGAUACAAUUGCCGUCCAACAGUAUAGGGCACUCAUGCAUGACGCUAUGAAUACCGUAGAUAGAACAUUCUUACAAGACGGUAGAACACCUGCCUUUGCUGAUUACUUAACACGGCUCGCGUUUAUUAUAGAUGGUAUUAGGCAAACCACUCCACAUUGA